Lactuca saligna is the source of this 2451-nucleotide messenger RNA. The record is from the annotation of a GenBank genome assembly. Lineage: Eukaryota; Viridiplantae; Streptophyta; Magnoliopsida; Asterales; Asteraceae.
AUGCCCCUCUCACUUAAGGAUGGACACCCAACAUUGUUUACCAUUAAGUUGUACCAUGGAGGUGAGUUCACCAAGUACCCUGAUGUUCGUUACAUUGAUGGAACUGUAAACUAUGUUGACAUGGUAGACAUAGAUGAGUUUUCAGUUCAUGAGCUCGAUGCAAUCAUGAAGGGUUUUAGAUAUGGGGUUCCUCCUGUUAUAUACUACCAUUUUCUUGUGCCUGGUGGAGACUUCCACUUUGGUCUUCGCCCUUUAGGAAAUGAUCAAGAUGUUGCAAACUUUUCUCAAUAUGUCAGUGAGCACAAAGUGAUGAAGGUAUACACAGAGCAUGGUGAAACAAGACUACUCACCUAUUUCUUGAAUCCUAAGCCUGUUACCAAGGUUACCCUUGUACAGUUAGAUGAACCACAUGAGGAUGUGCAACACAUUGAUGAAGCUCCUGAUGACCAAUCAAAGGAAACACCUGUGAUGACUACACCUACUGAUAAUUUAGUUGAUGUGGUGCCCACUCAAGCAAACCAACCUGAAAUCCAAGUUAAUGAAAUAGUUCAAGUCGUAUCCUUAUCACCUGGAUAUAAUAGGAGAAGGGGUAUGAGCAAGGAUGGAGUGAUGGCAUCUUGCAGUAAGAAAAUAUACUUUGAUGAUAUUGGUGAGACUGAACAGAUAGCCAAAGACUUUGUUGAGGCAGCUACUGAUUUUGAUAUUGGACUCUACCAACAAAUACUACAAAGCAAUGUUGAUGGAGUCAAUGGCACUGACAUGCAUGAUGUCAAUGAACCUCAGAUGGAUGAAGAAAUCCAACCUCAAAUGGAUGAAGAAAACCAAGCUCAGAUGGAUGAAGAAAACCAACCUCAAAUGAAUGACUUUUGGGAUUUUGACUAUCAAACUGAUGCUUUUGUCCAAGAUGGAAGUGAAAACCAACCUCAGUCUAACAUGGAUAGUAGUGGAAAAGAAAAUGUAAGUGAGGUUGAAAGUAAAGAAAGAAGUGAAACAGAGCAGGAAGAUGAUAGUGAUGAUAGUGAUUAUUGGGUGGAUGAAGAUAAUGUAAUUGAAGAUAUUGAAGUUGAUAUGAGGGAUUUUAACAUGAGCAUUGAUACAGAAGUAGAGUUCUUAGAUAAAAGGGCUAGGAAUCCUAGACAACAUGAGAGUGAUGAAGAAGCAGAUGAGUUAGAUGUCAUUGACAAUGAUGCUUUUGAUUCCAUGGAUGAGGAUUCUGACCAGGACAGGAAGAGAAGAGCAGUUUUGAAACAACUAAGUAAGGAAAAAAGUUGUUCUUUAGGUGAGGUUCAUAAGUGUCAUUUUAAAAUAGGUCAAAAGUAUAACAGUAAGCAGGAGUUGAAAGAGAAAAUCAAAAUGCAUGCAUUGGAAACAAAAAAGAAUAUUGCAUUUAAAAAAAAUGACAAAUCCAGAUUGAGGGCCAUAUGUAAUGGAGUUGUGGCAUUUACUAAUGAUGGAGUUGGUGGACCUACCCAAGCUGAAAAAAGUAAAGGGAAAAUUAAAGGGAAAAGUAAAGAAAAGGACAAACAAGGUGGUACAAGUCAGGAAAAAGCAGAUUCUUCUUGUCCUUGGAUGUUACAUGCCUCGAGGUCUACAGAUGCAAGCAGCUGUUUAUAUGACAAAUCAGCAUAUGAAUGGUUGAAGUCAAUACCACCACAACAUUGGGCAAAAAGCCAUUUCACAGGGAGAGCAACCACAGACAUGCUGUUAAACAACCUUUGUGAGGUAUUUAAUGGCAAGCUAGUUGAUGGGAGAGACAAACCAAUUAUUAGCUACUUGGAGUUUAUUAGGGAAUAUAUGAUGAAGAGGAUAUGCAAUGUCCUCAAGGUGCAACAAAAGUGUUUAGGCCCACUCACCCCAACAGCAACAAAGAUCAUGGAGAAGAAUGAAGCAGCUGCUACUCAGUACAUUGCAGAAUGGUGUGGUGAUGAAAAAUACCAAGUCAAAGGCCCAUGGAAUGAUCAACAUGUUGUUGAUAUGCAUGAAAGGGUAUGCAGCUGCAGGAAAUGGGAAUUAACAGGUAUCCCUUGCAGACAUGUGAUUUCUGUGUUUUAUAACAAAGCAGAUCAUGGUGAGUGUGUACAAGAGCUCCAUACUUAUGUCCACAAGGUGCACUGGCUACAAACUUGGAAAACUGCAUAUGGGUACAAGGUGGAACCAAUUAAAGGUCGGGCAUUGUGGCCUAGAAGUGAGUGUCCAAUGCAGAUCACACCUCCCCCACACCGUAAUCAACCUGGGAGACCCAAGAGGAAGAGAAGGCAAUCCAUGGAGGAGAAAAGUCAAAGCAAGAGUCAAAGUCAGAGUCAAAGGUCAGAUGUUGGUCCCAGUGAGAUUCAUGGUCAUGGUCCACAUGGUAGUGGGAAACUAACAAGAAAGUUUGUUAGUGUGACUUGUAGUAAGUGUGGAAACAAAGGGCACAACUCCAGGACAUGCAAAGGUCAGGGAGGGACUUGA